This is a messenger RNA of Xenopus tropicalis (tropical clawed frog), 739 nucleotides long. Its product is annotated as multiple coagulation factor deficiency protein 2 homolog. The record is from RefSeq and is a predicted model, not a curated record. The transcript has 4 exons. Lineage: Eukaryota; Metazoa; Chordata; Amphibia; Anura; Pipidae. Gene Ontology annotation, molecular function: calcium ion binding. The coding region runs from base 158 to 670 and encodes 170 amino acids.
GUGCCCUGGUUUUAUCUGCUGGGAACAGAAUAGUUGUGCUGUUUGGUUAUUGGUCAGGUGCUGGGAGAUUCUGUGGGAAGCUGAACAUCUGCUGGAUGGGCCACCUCAGCAGAGCGAGGCGAGGCAGAGGCACAAGCUGCACUUCUACUUGGAAAUUAUGGUUUAUUUUCAGAUUUUAGGGAUAUUCUUUUUACUCAUAUGGAAUCCAGUGACCAGCAACCCCGAAAAUCUAAAGGGAUCACAGGUACCGGCAUUUCCUUCAGACGCCUUCCACAAUAAAACUAUCAUCACAGACCAUCACCACCUUGAGGAUGAACUGAAGCAUGAGAUUGGGGAUAUAGACUUGGGCAACGUCUCCGAAGAUGAACUGGAGUUCUAUUACUUCACCGUGCAUGACUUCGACCACAACAAACUCCUGGAUGGGCUGGAGAUCUUGGCUGCGCUACAGGACUCCCUUGAGCAUUAUCUUGGAGAAGCAUUUACCAAGGAGGAUAAAAUGAAGCAUUAUAUAACUAUGACAGAUGAGGUUCUAAAGGAAGAUGAUUUGGACAAAGAUGGCUUUUUAUCCUUCGUGGAGUACAUGCACUCCCAGAAACGUACCGCCAGCCCUACCACCAUUCUUGACAAGAACGCCAAGGACAAGACGGGAUCCCAGAAGAGCGGCCAAUGAUUUUCAGAAAUACCAACUGAGAAAUGUAUUUAUAUAUCAUCAAAUAAAGAUCUCACAAUUUCAACUAUA